AUGUCAAUGAACAACGCACCAAACGUUUUCUUGGAUCCAAACGCAAACCGCUUUCAAGUGAACAUCAUUGAUGAAGACCAUGACAACAAUGAAACAACCCAAGAGGAUGUGGGCUCUGACCCACCACAUUAUGAAGAAACAUCUUUUACUGAUGAAACACACAACAGACUAAGAAUCAGUUACAGACCAGGAAAAAGAGAAUUAUAUGACAAUUUCCGUCAAAAUGGGGAGAAAACGGAAGCUAGCUUACACCCCUAUGAUACUCACAGUAAAAUGUAUUAUCUACAAACUUUUGGCCAUAACACAAUGGACCCAGUUCCCAAAAUUGAUUAUUAUAGAAACACUGGCAGCGUCAGUGGGAAUAAGCUCAACAGACCAAGCUUAUUAGAAAUUCAUGAACAACUGGCAAAGAACAUUGCUGUGAGCACCGGCUCCGUGGAGAGAGUGGCCAAUGGAGAAAGCAGCGCUGGAGAUGACACAGCAGCCAGCAAAGAAGAAGAAAACAAAACAGGAUUUGUCAAGUUCGGCUGGGUGAAGGGUGUGCUGGUAAGAUGCAUGCUUAAUAUUUGGGGUGUGAUGCUCUUUAUUCGACUUUCCUGGAUUGUAGGUCAAGCAGGAAUUGGUCUUGGAGUAAUCAUAAUUCUUCUGGCCACGAUGGUAACCUCAAUUACUGGGUUGUCAACUUCUGCAAUAGCAACUAAUGGGUUUGUCCGUGGAGGUGGAGCAUACUAUCUUAUCUCAAGAAGUCUGGGCCCAGAGUUUGGUGGAUCUAUCGGCCUUAUCUUUGCAUUUGCAAAUGCAGUGGCAGUUGCCAUGUAUGUAGUUGGAUUUGCUGAAACUGUUGUGGAACUUCUUAAGGAGAGUGAUACACUGAUGGUAGAUGAGUUCAACGACAUCAGAAUCAUAGGGACCAUCACUGUGGUGUGUCUUCUUGGCAUCUCUGUUGCUGGCAUGGAAUGGGAAGCAAAGGCUCAAGUUAUUCUUCUUAUUGUUCUCCUUGUUGCCAUUGUAAAUUUCUUUAUUGGCACAGUCAUUCCUACCAACACUGAAAAGAAGGCAAGAGGCUUUUUUAAUUACCAAGCAUCAAUAUUUGCAGAAAACUUUGGACCAGAUUUCAGAAGUGGAGAAGGAUUUUUUUCGGUGUUUGCCAUAUUUUUCCCAGCAGCCACUGGCAUUCUUGCAGGAGCCAAUAUCUCAGGAGAUCUGAAAGACCCACAAAGUGCCAUACCCCAGGGAACAAUGCUGGCCAUUCUGAUCACCACAAUUGCUUACAUUGCUGUUGCAAUAUGUGCAGCUUCCUGUGUUGUAAGAGAUGCUACUGGGAACGUCAAUGAUACAAUUGUACCUGGAAUGAGCUGCAAUGGAUCAUCUGCCUGUGGCCUAGGCUAUGAUUUUUCCAGAUGUGCAAGUCAGCCAUGUGAUUAUGGGCUGAUGAAUAAUUUUCAGGUGAUGAGCAUGGUGUCUGGCUUUGGUCCUCUCAUCACAGCUGGCAUCUUCUCAGCUACUCUGUCAUCAGCUCUAGCAUCUCUUGUCAGCGCACCCAAAGUUUUCCAGGCUCUUUGCAAGGACAACGUCUACAAAGGGCUAGAAUUCUUUGCCAAAGGAUACGGAAAAAACAACGAGCCUAUCAGGGGAUAUGUCCUCACCUUUGCCAUCGCCAUGGCCUUCAUUCUGAUUGCUGAACUGAAUACCAUUGCUCCCAUCAUCUCCAAUUUCUUCCUGGCUUCAUAUGCUUUGAUUAAUUUCUCCUGCUUUCAUGCCUCAUAUGCAAAAUCUCCAGGUUGGAGACCUGCAUUCAGAUAUUAUAACAUGUGGGUGUCACUUUUUGGAGCCCUGCUGUGCUGUGGGGUGAUGUUUGUCAUCAACUGGUGGGCAGCUCUCAUCACUUAUGCCAUUGAGCUCUUCCUAUAUAUUUAUGUAACAUACAAGAAGCCAGAAGUUAACUGGGGCUCCUCUACCCAGGCUCUGUACUUUGUUAAUGCCUUAGACAGCGCUCUGGCUUUAACGACAGUGGAGGACCACGUUAAAAACUUCAGACCCCAGUGCUUAGCAUUAACUGGAGCUCCUAUGGUCAGGCCUGCUCUGCUGGACAUCACCCACGCCUUCACGAAGAACAACGGGCUGUGUAUCUGCUGUGAGGUGUACACGGGCCCACGCAAGCUGUGUGUUAAGGAGAUGAACAGUGGCAUGGAAAAAAAGCAGGCCUGGCUCACAAAGAACAAAAGAAAAGCCUUUUAUGCAGCAGUGGCAGCUGACAGCUUCAGAGAUGGAGUCAAAAGUCUACUUCAAGCCUCAGGCUUGGGUAGAAUGAAACCAAACACCCUGGUGAUUGGAUUUAAGAAGGACUGGAGAAGUGCACCUGCCACUCAAGUUGAGAACUAUGUGGGCAUUAUACAUGAUGCCUUUGAUUUUGAGCUUGGUGUAAUUAUCAUCAGAAUUAGCCAAGGAUUUGAUAUAUCUCAGGUCCUUCAGGUUCAAGAGGAAUUAGAGAAGCUGGAGCAGGAGAGAUUGGCACUCGAAGCCACCAUUAAAGAAAAUGACUUUGAAGAAGGAAAAAGGGGUAUCUGUGGAUUCUUCAAAAAAGCCAGCACACUGAAUAUCUCAAAACACGAAACAAAGGAGAGCACCAUUAACACCAUACAGUCAAUGCACGUGGGUGAAUUCAAUCAGAGGCUGCUAGAAGCCAGCACUCAAUUUAAAAAGAAGCAAGGAAAAGGUACAAUUGACAUUUGGUGGCUGUUCGAUGAUGGAGGUCUAACAAUCCUGAUUCCUUACAUUCUAACUAUCAGAAAGAAGUGGAAGAAUUGUAAAUUAAGGAUCUUCACUGGGGGAAAAGUCAAUAGGAUUGAAGAGGAAAAACUAGUGAUGGCUUCACUCCUAAGCAAAUUCAGAAUAAAAUUUGCUGAUAUUAAUAUCAUUUGUGAUAUCAAUAUAAAGCCCAACAAAGAGAGCUGGAAAUUCUUUGAAGAGAUGAUUGAACCAUAUCGCCUCCAUGAGAGCUGCAAAGAUAUGACAACUGCUGAGAAAUUAAAGCGAGAGACUCCAUGGAAAAUUACAGAUGCAGAGCUGGAAGCUCUCAAGGAGAAGAGUUACCGCCAAGUCCGUCUGAACGAGCUCUUGCAGGAGCACUCGAGAGCAGCCAACCUCAUUGUCCUGAGCCUCCCUGUGGCAAGAAAAGGAGCAGUGUCUGAUUACCUGUACAUGGCUUGGCUAGAAAUUCUCUCCAAGAACCUUCCUCCAGUCUUAAUGGUCAGAGGCAACCACAAAAAUGUACUGACUUUCUAUUCUUAG
Molecule: messenger RNA, 3291 nt
Organism: Melospiza georgiana
Lineage: Eukaryota; Metazoa; Chordata; Aves; Passeriformes; Passerellidae
Gene: SLC12A1
Product: solute carrier family 12 member 1
Exons: 26
Coding region: 1-3291 (1096 amino acids)
Biological process (GO): potassium ion import across plasma membrane; chloride ion homeostasis; cell volume homeostasis
Cellular component (GO): membrane
Molecular function (GO): sodium:potassium:chloride symporter activity
Source: RefSeq, a predicted model, not a curated record